Messenger RNA from Varroa destructor (honeybee mite), 2854 nucleotides. RefSeq lists its product as uncharacterized. NCBI's taxonomy places the organism in Eukaryota, Metazoa, Arthropoda, Arachnida, Mesostigmata, Varroidae. The record is from RefSeq and is a predicted model, not a curated record. Gene Ontology annotation, molecular function: flavin adenine dinucleotide binding; N,N-dimethylaniline monooxygenase activity; NADP binding.
UCCGACGCUACAUUGCGUUUUAUCAAGAACAGUUCACCUUCUGUGCUCGUCGUGUUUGUAGUCACUCGCGACAUCGUGGGAUUUUAGCAAAAAUUAGAAACACGUGCAGGGGCAGCUGGCUUGUGUUGCGCCUACAAUUUACGAAGAGCCUUUAUCAAGUACGUCGUUUUCGAACAAACUGAUCAGCCGGGUGGAACAUGGGUUUACAACGAGCAGGCGGAUAACAGCGUACACUCAAGCAUGUAUCGAGAUCUUCGUACCAACCUUCCCGUAGAGAUAAUGGGUUAUCCCGGCCAUCCAUUUCCUGAAGAAGGUCCAUCAUUCGUGCAUCAUUCGACGGUGAAGAAGUACCUCGAUGAUUUCUACAAGAAUCAAGUUGAACCGUAUGGAAACAUCAAGCACAACACCAAAGUUGUAGCUGUUCGCAGAGCGCUAAACGAUUCGCACUGGGAAGUCGACGUGGUAGAAGCUACUGGUGAUAAACGUACUGAAAGCUUCACUCAUAUAAUGGUGUGUAAUGGAAAGUAUACGGUGCCCCGUUUGCCUGACGUUCCUGGUUUAGAAACUUUCACUGGAACCAUCGAACACAGUCACGGCUAUCGCACACCUGAGAAGUAUGUUGGAAAGCGAGUACUCAUUGUUGGUGGCGGAUUUUCAGGGACCGAUAUUGCCCAGGAAAUUUCGUCGGUAGCUAAAGAAUGCUUCCUUUCGCAUGGACUGAAGGCCCCACUAAAACUUCCCAAUGUAACUGAAAAAAGCCUGUUAAAACGCGUGUCUCGAGAUCGAAUGCACUUUGCUUCGGGUGACAUUCUGAGUGGCCUGGACUGCCUGCUAUUUUGCACGGGCUACAAAAUUUCUGCUCCGUUUCUUAACGACUUGGUAAAUGUUGAUGAUGGAUACAGAGUGCGUGAUCUUUACCGUCACACUAUCCUAAUCACCAACCCAACAAUAACAUUUAUUGGGUUACCAAGUUGUAUUGUACCCUUUGUGGUGUUCGACUACCAGGUUCGCUUAGCAAUUGAGGUUUUCACAGGAGAGAUGAAACUUCCCGACGAGACCGAAAUGCGCAAAGAAGUUGAACGCGAAGAAGCGAAAAGAGAAAAGGCUGGUCUAUGCCCGCGGAAGUUUGCCCAUGAUAUGAGAGGAAACCUAUUGUGGGAUUACCUUCAGACAUUUGUGGACGAUGGUUUCGGUCAGUUAGAUCCUACUGUAAAAAAGGGAUAUGUCGCGGUAAAUGAGGCGCGCUGCAAGGACGUCGUUGGAUAUAGAAACAUCAAGCUCAGUCUAUAAUUUAGAUCAUUAAGCAGUUGGCCGGCACAAGGUGUUCUAUAUAUAGAGGACUAAUAAGGUUAUUUCAAAUAGUCUUGUCGAGUGCUUUGUGUAUGUACAGUAAAUGAAAAUAGCUGUAUGGAAUACAUAAAAUAGAGGAAUACCUAAAAAUAGUGCACAUAUAUUAUAAUACAUUUUUACGCUCUUUUUAAACGAUUAAUUUCUGUCAACCACUUAAUAAGUGAAUGAAAGGUGUUAAAUUGUACUUUUUGCGAAAUAAAAACAUAGUUAAAGAAACAAAUUAAGUAUUCUAAUGCUUAUGUUGGAUUUUUGACUAUCAAUCAAUUUUUCGUUGACUAAUAAAAACUUAAUUCUGAAAGGUUGUAGAUUGAACCAUACUGAUAUCAUAUCUGUCGUCCUACAGUAGCAAGGCGACCAUCUUAUUAUAUAAGAUAUAUGCUGUUGCACCACGCGUCCUCGUUCUCAGAUAAAAUACAAAAUUUCUUUACCGAAACACAAGUACCAAAUUUCUAAAUCAAUAUCUUCACUGUUUAAAUUACCCACCACUAAAAACUCGUAUUAAUUUUGGUAUUGUCAUCAUUUUCUUCCAAGCUUAAAAUUGGAUCACCAUUCAAAAAACCAAUUCUAAGAAUGGAAUUGGAUAUUGAAUUUUUGUGCUUGCAUUCUACAAGUGCAUCCACCAUUUGGACCGAAUCAUUCCUUAUUGCCCAGUUCACAGUUAACCUGCAUGUUAUGUAUUUGGAUGAAGCGGUGUUUAUGAGUAAGGAAAACUCAGAUGUUAGGCGGAAUGAAUAAUCUUCUCCUUUAUAUUCAUGUAAAGCAUCAUCACCUAUUUAGAAAUCAAGUGUUUGCAUACAAACUAAUGUAGAUAUAGCCAUCCUUUUUUGUGUCUAUACAAUAGAAUCCAUAAUAUUAGAGUGUAAAUGAGAAUAUUGUACAUUCGAAUGCCUCGGAAACUUAAAAAAGUAGAAAUCUGUGGCAGAAACGCAUAAUGCUACAAUUAAGUCUCACAUCGUCUAGCUGCGGUGGCUUGUUGGAAGUCCGUUAGUUUAGAAAAGUAGAAAAACGAAAGUAUAGCGUUAGCAUCAUAAGGCCAGGAAUAAUCAAUACAAUAUAGGUCACAUAUUUUAUUCAACGAUUAAAAAGGUCAGUGCAGGUCCUUUCUGUAUACUGUUGUUAGCUAAUCUGUCUGCGUUGUUGACUUUAGAAUAAUUAAAUUUGUUGCAACAGAUGGACAUUAAAAAAACUGCUAUCGUCCUGCUUCGAAAUUCUAAGUGUUUAUUCGACGAAGUGAAAGCAAAACACUAGGGAUAUCAUUCUUUGGACUUUUUAUACAUGUAUAUAUAUUUCUGCAUCUCCUUAUAUGACAGUAUACGUAGUUGCUCAUUCCUUUUUUUUCGCGUUGCCAAUCCGUACUCCGUUUACCGCUAAUUCCCUAUAGUGCAUUUACUUACAAAUAUAUCUAUCACGUUGUUACAUCGAUACAUUGUAUGUAGAAAUCAACUGCUGCCUACUACGAACAACCGCUUACCUCGCUACCUAAACCUGGCUGCUAACUCGCAAA